UGGGGGAGGGAAGACAAGGCAGAGCAAAGGGGAGAGAAGAGAGAGGAGAGCGCGAGGCGAGAGAGAGAGAGAGAGAGAGAGAGAGAGAGAGAGAGAGAGAGAGAUAGGACUUCCUCCCCGUUCGCAAAGUGAAGUCACUUCCCAAAAUUAGCUGAAAAAAAGUUUCAUCCGGUUAACUGUCUCUUUUUCGCUCCGCUACAACAACAAACGUGCACAGGGGAGCGAGGGCAGGGCGCUCACAGGGGGCACUCAGGGAGGGCCCAGGGCGCCAGGGAGGCCGCGCCGGGCUAAUCUGAAGGGGCUACGAGGUCAGGCUGUAACCGGGUCAAUGUGUGGAAUAUUGGGGGGCUCGGCUGCAGACUUGGCCAAAUGGACGGGACUAUUAAGGAGGCUCUGUCGGUGGUGAGCGACGACCAGUCACUCUUUGACUCAGCAUACGGAGCGGCGGCCCAUCUCCCCAAGGCCGACAUGACCGCUUCGGGGAGUCCUGACUACGGGCAGCCCCACAAAAUCAACCCCCUUCCACCGCAACAGGAAUGGAUCAAUCAACCUGUGAGGGUCAACGUCAAGCGGGAAUAUGACCACAUGAAUGGAUCCAGGGAGUCUCCGGUCGACUGCAGCGUUAGCAAAUGUAGCAAGCUUGUAGGCGGAGGCGAGUCCAACCCUAUGAACUACAACAGCUACAUGGACGAGAAGAACGGCCCCCCUCCUCCCAACAUGACCACCAACGAGAGGAGAGUCAUUGUGCCCGCAGACCCCACGCUGUGGACGCAGGAGCAUGUUCGGCAGUGGCUGGAGUGGGCAAUAAAGGAGUAUGGCUUGAUGGAGAUUGACACCUCCUUCUUCCAGAACAUGGACGGCAAGGAACUGUGUAAAAUGAACAAGGAGGACUUCCUCCGAGCCACCUCGCUCUACAACACAGAAGUGCUGUUGUCACACCUCAGUUACCUCAGGGAAAGUUCACUGUUGGCCUAUAAUACAACCUCCCACACAGACCAGUCCUCACGAUUGAGUGUCAAAGAAGAUCCUUCUUAUGACUCAGUCAGGAGAGGAGGAUGGGGCAAUAACAUGAAUUCUGGCCUCAACAAAAGUCCUCCCCUUGCAGGAGCACAGACGAUGAGUAAGAACACUGAACAACGGCCCCAACCAGAUCCAUAUCAGAUCCUGGGCCCCACCAGCAGCCGUCUAGCCAACCCUGGAAGUGGGCAGAUCCAACUGUGGCAAUUCCUCCUGGAGCUACUCUCUGACAGUGCCAACGCCAGCUGUAUCACCUGGGAGGGGACCAAUGGGGAGUUCAAAAUGACGGACCCCGAUGAGGUAGCCAGGCGCUGGGGAGAGCGGAAAAGCAAACCCAACAUGAAUUAUGACAAGCUGAGCCGGGCCCUCCGAUAUUACUACGAUAAAAACAUUAUGACCAAAGUGCAUGGCAAAAGGUAUGCCUAUAAAUUUGACUUCCACGGCAUUGCCCAGGCUCUGCAACCACAUCCAACCGAGUCGUCCAUGUACAAGUACCCUUCCGAUAUCUCCUACAUGCCUUCCUACCACGCCCACCAACAGAAGGUGAACUUUGUCCCUCCCCACCCAUCCUCCAUGCCUGUCACUUCUUCCAGCUUCUUUGGAGCGGCAUCACAAUACUGGACCUCUCCCACCGGUGGGAUCUACCCCAACCCCAAUGUCCCCCGCCAUCCUAACACCCAUGUGCCUUCACACUUAGGCAGUUACUACUAGAAGCUUAACCAUCAGUGGCCUUCUAGCUGAAGCCCCAAACCCUCACUCUUCCUGGACACUUUGGACUCUAAAGGACAUAUGUGACCUUGAAGAGAAAACAAAACUGGAUGUUCUUUCUCAUUGGAUAGAACUUUUGUAUUUGUUCUUUAAAAACAUUUUUUUUAAUGUCAAUAACUUUUUGCUUCCUCUACCUGAACAAAGAGAUGGAACAUUCCAUGGGCCAGUAUGCCAUUUUGGAUUCUCAAUCUCCUAUCAUCAUAUGAGUUGAGUAUUUAGAUUACUGGAAUGGUUAUAUCAUGGUUCUGAGAAAGAAGCUGUAAAUUUUCUUUAUAUUUUUAUGACCAAAGCAGUUUCUUAUCAACACACGGGUCUCAUCAUUGUAGGAUUCAGUACAAUAAUAAAUCAUGGACUUAACCAGUCAUGUUCUGGUUUGAGACUUUAGUGAAAAUAGACACAGGAAGCUUAUAAUCUUUUUUGGGAAACCUAACUCAGUGGAUGGCAACUGGAACACUGGUUGUUAGGCCAGUGAUGUUUUCACCCAACUGGAAUUUGAAAGGAACAUGUAUGUGUGUGUAUUUAAGAAGCCGUGGGCAUUGCAAAAUCCCCAUUGCUGGGCAAUAUGUACUCACUGACCAUUGUCUCUAGAAAUAGUUGAGAAUAUGAACUAAGAAAUUUGAAUGCAAAUACAGAUAUUCCUAAAAGACAGAGAAUUAAAUAACUAAUUUUUUUAAUGACAGUGGGUCCCAGAACUUUGAAAAGUCAUAGGGAUUUCUGACUUGAACAGAUUCGCAAGCGCUGUGCGUUUGUCAGACCAUCAGACCAGGGUCAACCAUUCAGAAGGCAACUUACUGUAUAAAUUAUGCAGAGUUAUUUUCCUAUAUCUCACAGUAUUAAAAAUAAAUAGAUAAAAAAAUUAAAAAGAAUAAAUAAACGAGUUGACCUCGGUCACAAAGGCAAUUUUACUAUCAAAUCAGUCAUUGUUAUUUUUUUAAUGUAAUUUGUACAUCUUUUGUCAAUCUGUACAUUUGGGCUAUUUGUACGUUUUUAUAGCUGGUUUUUAAAAAAGCAUAAUGUGACUAUUGCUGAAAAGAAAACAGGGCGUUUAAGUCACUGAUUUACUGGAAAGAAAAGCACUGGUACAGUUAUUUAACAGAAAUGCACAGGCAAGAAAGGGCUAUCCAUUUAAAUCUUUAAUGCUUUGGAAAUGUUUGUAAAUAACAGAACUGCAAUAAUCUCAACUCUGAAAAGAACAACCAAACUUUCCCUUGUGGAGGCGAGGGAUUUUCCUGCUCCAUAUAUGCAAUAUAUUUUUUAGACAUUAAAAUAUAUAUAAUUUUGCAGGUAAUCGUUGACUUUUUUUAACUAUAUUAAGUGUUAAGCUGACAACUGUCAAUGAAGACUAUGUUGUAAAAUAAUUUGACUAAAUAAAUUGUGCCUUCUUCUCUCAUAA
This is a messenger RNA of Sciurus carolinensis (gray squirrel), 3178 nucleotides long. It is a transcript of the gene Fli1, whose product is annotated as Fli-1 proto-oncogene, ETS transcription factor. Gene Ontology annotation, biological process: regulation of transcription by RNA polymerase II; cell differentiation. The transcript is spliced from 9 exons. NCBI's taxonomy places the organism in Eukaryota, Metazoa, Chordata, Mammalia, Rodentia, Sciuridae. Gene Ontology annotation, cellular component: nucleus. The coding region runs from base 370 to 1728 and encodes 452 amino acids. Gene Ontology annotation, molecular function: DNA-binding transcription factor activity, RNA polymerase II-specific; sequence-specific DNA binding. The record is from RefSeq and is a predicted model, not a curated record.